AUGGAGUUCUGGUUGAUCUCGGUUCCUCUGGAUAAAAUCAGCUGUCAGUCUUUAGAGAAACUCAAACGGGUCUCAGCCAAAACCGGUCUGGCCACGAGCUCCAGAAUCCACAUCCCAGAGCUGAAGGUGAGAAGAACGACCGUUAUGGAGUUCUGGUUGAUCUCGGUUCCUCUGGAUAAAAUCAGCUGUCAGUCUUUAGAGAAACUCAAACGGGUCUCAGCCAAAACCGGUCUGGCCACGAGCUCCAGAAUCCACAUCCCAGAGCUGAAGGUAGGAACGCUGGACGUGCUGCUGGGGGUCUCUGAUGACCUGUCCCGACUGGACUCCUAUACAGAGGGAGUUAUGCGUCAGACCUCUCAGUGUGUGGGUGAGGUGAUGGAAGAGUUCAGUGGAAAACUCCUGGAGAGCAUGCUGGUGAACGGAGUGGAUUUGGCAACAUAUGUGACCAGGUUUCAAUGGGACAGAGCGAAAUACCCCACUGCACAGCCUCUGAAAACCCUCACUGACAUAAUCUCCAAACAAGUUUCUCAGGUGGACACCGAGUUGAAAUCACGCAGGGCUGUUUACAGUCAUGUGAAUGCCAGUAUUCAAAGCUUUGAGCGAAAAACUGAGGGAAGCUUGCAGACCCGUGCAUUGACCAAUAUUGUGAAAAAGGAGGACUUGGUUUUGAAUUCAGAGUACCUCACAACAUUGCUAGUUGUGGUGCCAAGAAUGGCAUAUGCACUGUGGGAGAAGACAUAUGAGUCGAUGUCAAAGUUUGUGGUUCCUCGUUCCAGCCGGUUGUUGGUUGAGGAUGCAGAUGCAGGGAUUUUCACAGUAACCCUGUUUAAGAAUGUCAUUGCCGAAUUCAAAACCAAUGCCAAAAAGCACAAGUUUACAGUGCGGGAAUACAACCUGGAUGAAGCCGAGAAGCAAAUGCAGGAGAUGAGCCGUCUCACUGUGAAUAAGAAGGAACUGUGUAGAACAUUUGUGUGCUGGCUAAAGGUAAACUUCAGUGAGAUCUUUGUGGCCUGGAUUCACAUCAAGGUCCUCCGUACAUUUGUUGAGUCAGUUCUCAGGUAUGGUCUGCCGGUCAGUUUCCAAGCUAUUUUGCUACAGCCCAGUAAGAAGAACAGAAAGCAGCUAAGGCAGCAACUCAACUCUUUAUUCAAACACCUCGACCCAGCAGCGGCGACUGGUAAACCAGAUGUGGGGCUUGAUAUCCCAGACGGAAGCAGUGGCCAGCAGGAAUAUUUCUCCUACAUCUUUUAUCCGAUCACAAUUCAUUUGCCACAGGAGGGCUUUGGGCACAUCUCAAUAGGGUGCAUAAAGUGUCUUAAAAGGUUUACAGUGCGGGAAUACAACCUGGAUGAAGCCGAGAAGCAAAUGCAGGAGAUGAGCCGUCUCACUGUGAAUAAGAAGGAACUGUGUAGAACAUUUGUGUGCUGGCUAAAGGUAAACUUCAGUGAGAUCUUUGUGGCCUGGAUUCACAUCAAGGUCCUCCGUACAUUUGUUGAGUCAGUUCUCAGGUAUGGUCUGCCGGUCAGUUUCCAAGCUAUUUUGCUACAGCCCAGUAAGAAGAACAGAAAGCAGCUAAGGCAGCAACUCAACUCUUUAUUCAAACACCUCGACCCAGCAGCGGCGACUGGUAAACCAGAUGUCCAUCAUGCCGUCAAAACUACUGGAGAGAUCAAGAGAGUAAACCUCAUCCCUGAUCUGGUCGGAAAGCCCAUGCAGAAAAUGGUCCAACUGAGCCUUGGUGCUCCAGCCACAGGAAGCCACAAGGGUGCAGAAUUCAGUGGAGAAAUCAGACACUGA
Molecule: messenger RNA, 1797 nt
Organism: Sinocyclocheilus grahami
Lineage: Eukaryota; Metazoa; Chordata; Actinopteri; Cypriniformes; Cyprinidae
Product: V-type proton ATPase subunit C 1-B-like
Exons: 18
Coding region: 1-1797 (598 amino acids)
Biological process (GO): proton transmembrane transport
Cellular component (GO): vacuolar proton-transporting V-type ATPase, V1 domain; lysosomal membrane
Molecular function (GO): proton-transporting ATPase activity, rotational mechanism
Source: RefSeq, a predicted model, not a curated record